Messenger RNA from Lotus japonicus, 1181 nucleotides. RefSeq lists its product as uncharacterized. The transcript is spliced from 9 exons. The coding region runs from base 131 to 985 and encodes 284 amino acids. Lineage: Eukaryota; Viridiplantae; Streptophyta; Magnoliopsida; Fabales; Fabaceae. The record is from RefSeq and is a predicted model, not a curated record.
GAUUGUGUGGGCGAUAAUGAGUAUGGACACGUAGUCCAAAAUUUGGCGGUUGAGGAGAAACGAACCACAAUCGCUCUUCCAGUCUACUCUUUCGUGUCUUGAAACAAACACCCAAACCCAACAACUCGCGAUGCCAGGAGGAGCCACCGUCUGCUCCGGCCACCGGUUUCUCUGCCUCCUUCUUCCCGAUUCAACUCGUCCCCGACUCACCAACCCAACAACAACAACUCGCUCACGCUCCUCCGUCUCAGUUCAGCUCCAAUAUUCCAAGCUUUUCCUGAAACCCAACAAUGGCUUCGGUUCCAAGUUGAGUCUCACUCCAAGAGCUGCUGAUUCUUCAACCACCCAACCUCUCGGUGCUUCCACCAACAACACAACGCUUGUUCCUGACGAUGAUUUCUCCAUUUCUAAGGUUUCAUUUGGUGUGAUUGGUCUAGGUGUUGGAGUCACACUAUUAUCAUAUGGAUUUGGGGCAUAUUUUAACAUUCUCCCUGGAUCUGAAUGGUCAGCUUUAAUGUUAACAUAUGGCUUCCCUCUUGCUAUUAUUGGCAUGGCUCUCAAGUAUGCAGAACUUAAACCUGUCCCAUGCCUAACAUAUUCAGAUGCUCAAAGAUUGCAGGACAAAUGUGCAACUCCUAUUCUGAAACAGGUGAAGAGCGAUGUUACCAGAUAUCGCUAUGGAGAUGAACAGCACUUGGAUGAAGCACUGAAACGGAUAUUCCAAUAUGGUCAAGGAGGAGGAAUACCAAGAAGAAGUGCGCCGGUUCUACAAAUGAUUCGUGAAGAAGUAACACAAGAUGGUAAAUACGUUUUGGUCUUGGUUUUCGAGGCCAAGGCUCUGCAGCUGUCGGAUUUUGAAAAGAGACAGGCUAAAUUUACUUCAUUCUUUGGGCCUGGAGUUACAGCUGAAGUUGGCAAGAGCGAAAAAGACUUAUAUGAGGUUCGACUUAUAUCCAAUACAGACCCCAGUGCCUCUCCAUCAUGAAGUUCUUGACCAUUUUACCCUACUCUUCAAUGUUGCUUGAUUUAGUUAAUUACAGGACUUAGGUCCUUUAAAAGUAUUUGAUUCAAAGGUAUCGAGCUAUUGUAUAGUGUAAAAUUUGAUACAAAUUUAAGAGGAAAAGUUUGCAGUUGAGAACAAAGAGCAUAGCUAAUGAUAUAUCACGUUAUUUUACUCUUGA